This is a messenger RNA of Effrenium voratum, 861 nucleotides long. The record is from the annotation of a GenBank genome assembly. Lineage: Eukaryota; Dinophyceae; Suessiales; Symbiodiniaceae.
AUGCCUUGCGCGGUUUGGCCCAGUCCACUGUUCCGCGAGGAAGAGGAGGAGCAGGACUUCAAGACCAAGGCGGUCUUCCACCUCUUAGGCUGGAGCUUCGAGUCCCAAGAGGCCACGGGCAGCCAACCCAACUACAAGCUGGAUGCCAAGGCGGCGGUACCGGUGGCCUCGGAGAAGUUUGUGGCGCUGGACAGGAGCGAGGUGGCAGUAGAGAUCUUCCAGAUCCUUCCGGAGGGCCGGCGCCUGCUGUACGUGGGCUCGGAGUUCCUCACGACGAUGUUCAACGUCACGCCCUUGGAGGACGGCUCCAGCAAAGACUUCAUGGAGGCCUUGAAGAAUUAUACUCAUGGGCUCGACUACAAGCUCCGCUUGCAUCGACCAGGCGUGUCUCCGAAGGCUAAGACUGACGAGAUCAAGAAGAAGGAGGCCAAGGAUAUGGAGGAGGAGGUGCUGGCGGAGGUGAACGUCUCCUUCAGCUCCCAGAGCUUCGAGGACAAGUCCAAGAAGCACCCGGCGGGUGAGCCGGGGGCGCCGCUGCCGUGCUGCUCCCCGGAGCUCCUGGGAGGUGGAGUCAACACCACGCUCUUCACCUCGAACCGAGCCGCCUGGUUCGAUCCCAGCCUGGGCGCGGGCAAGUUCCGCCCGGGCGCCCGGGAGAGGCGCUUCGGAAAAGGCCCAAAGCGGCCUUGGGACAUGGAUGGGGAUUUCGCGCCCGUCAGCUUGGGGCCUGGGGACUUCGCAGCGCUCGGCGGAUUUCGAGGCCCGGACCACGUGGCGAACUUUGUGGAGCUCACGCUGAGCUCCUUGAGCUUUCCCCCAGCGGAGAAGGACGGAGAUAGGGAUCGGUCCAACGCGUUCUAA